GUCCUGUGAUUGGUACACUGCGCUGUCUGGAAGUGUCCCUGGCCGACUGUGCACACCGGUUACUAAGAGACUUGACAAGUCGAGAGGGUACAGAAUAUCUUUUGUGGUUCCAUUUUCAAUGCUCUACGACAGUCUUUCGGCGUGAGAGACAGAAGAAAGUCGUCAUAGUCGCUUGUAUGUUGAGAGGUCCCCGGUAAGAUGGACAUGUCACAUCACCUUCACCAUGAACACCAUGCUACCACGCUUCCUCCCGCUGCCAUCACGGGUUCGCACGGAGGCGACCACGGAGGAGACCAUGGAGGCGACCACGGCGGGGACAACGGCGGUCACCACAUGAUGAUGCAAAUGACCUUCUACUUUGGAUACACUGAUGUGGAGCUGCUGUUUGCUGGACUGGUUAUCAAUACCCCUGGAGAGAUGGCAGGCGCCUGCAUCGGGGUGUUCCUGAUGGCCGUGUUCUACGAGGGGCUGAAGAUCGGCCGUGAGUACCUGCUGCGGAGGAACCAGGUCAACGUGCGCUACAACUCCAUGCCCAUCCCCGGCGCCGACGGCACCGUGCUCAUGGAGACCCAUAAGACCGUGGGCCAGCGGAUGUUGAGUCUGGCUCACCUGCUUCAGACGGUGCUGCACAUUGUCCAGGUGGUGGUCAGCUACUUCCUCAUGCUCAUCUUCAUGACCUACAAUGCCUACCUUUGCAUCGCCGUGGCAGCUGGGGCUGGCGUCGGCUACUUCCUGUUCAGCUGGAAGAAGGCUGUGGUGGUGGACAUCACCGAGCACUGUCACUGACAUUCUCUGCCACACACAAACACACACCCCUCCUCAACCGUUGUCGGUUUUGCCAUUCAAAUUCAACUUGAAUAUUGGGAACUUUGCCAAAGCACACGUCUGCAAAUGACGAGCCCUGUUCUCACAGUCACAUUAAGAUGUUCCAAGGCGGUCUCACUGAAGCUUUAAAACGGCAAAUUUCAUUAUUCGAAUGCAGUAGUAAUUAAAUGUUAAGCACUCUGGCGAUGACGUUUUAAAGCUUUCGUGAGUUCCGAAGUAAAACCUGCAGUAAUUUGAACUUUCCUAAUGUGACUUUGUGAACAGAGUUCUGCAUUUCUGGGGCAGUUUCUCCAAACCAUCCACACCCUUGAUUGAAAGGUGGUGUUUUUCCUGUCUUUGAGCCCCUGCACCGUUGCCCUGCAUGCCCCUCUGUACCCGCCACGGUACCCCCCUCAUCCAAAUACCCGAACUCCCCCCCCCCUUCCCGUCCGUCAACUCGUGCACUGUGACACAGUGCCACCAGUGUGUGAUCCGUCUAAGUUAGCUGUCUUAUCUGGCUUAUACUGCACAGUACACGGCAUUGUGCAGAUAACCGCGCCGGCCACGCGGCGAUCCCGGUUCAUCAUGUUUCCCUGCAUCCAGUCAGGUGCGUGGUGAACUUUAACCGCCGGGCUGCUGCGUCAGGUUAGCCGCCCGCAUGCGGCAGCGGCUCACAGGCGAGGGGGGAAAGGGUGCCACCGAGGGUGGGGAGGCCGAGUGACUCUGUGCCUUAGCGAGCGCUUUGCCUUAAACAAGUGGGCCCGGAUCUGGCCAGCUGUAGUCUAAGAGAGCUCACUCAGUAGACAACUGACGAGAAUCAUCACUAUUCUAAAAACUAACACUUUUCUUAAUGUGGUUGCAAGUAUGUUGAGACAUUGCCUUACUGUGACAUGUGAUCUAAUUGGUUUGAGCACAUCUGAGAGUUUGCCCCAUUUAUGACAUUGUGUUUUUUUGUGUGUGUGUGUGUAAUGUCAAAGGAUUAUGAUGGAGGGGGGCUGAUUUUGGGGAAUGGGCCCAACUGUGACGGUAAUAUCAAACAGUCACAAGUGACAAGUGACAGACCGCGGGUCGUGUCUGAGACCAGAGCCCAUAGACUGUGGGGACCAAAGCUGGCCAGUCUCGACUUGAUUUGUGGAAGUGAAAGAUGGUUCACUUUGUAGACAAUUCAAUUACGUUUUUUAAGUGGAUGUUGGAAAAUGUUUGUUAUACAGUAUAUGUAGGAAUAUAUGUUGCCAGUAUCGCACGAAAAGUAAUUUUAUCACUUUUUUAAGUAGCACUAUGAUAAUGUAAACUCUACAAGGUACUGGCCUUAUCAUAGCUCAGACCAUGACUGGACAAUCUUCUGAAAACUGGCUAUUUGAUGGGGUGAAGCAGCACUAAUUAUGCCAUCUAAUGUGUAACUAUACCUGCAUAUCAGUGUUAUACAGUCGUGGUGGCUAUCUCUGUGUCUCCAACAACCUCAAAGCAGGGAAACCUUUGACACUUACACAGAUCUCUGCUGCUAUGCUGGUGAUCAAAAAAUGGUGAUUUCUCCUCACUGGAGAUGUAGGUGAGGAGUGACGAUGGUUUGCAAAACCCUUCCUGCUGGUUCGUAGUCAUCUGAUUACAGUUCAAAGUGCUGAGGUUCCAAGACUGAGCAGAGGAUUCUGGGAAACUGGGAGAUUUGCUGCAGUACUACCUCUCUCACUGACUGCCACCAGCAGCACCUGGGAAUUUACAGUA
This is a messenger RNA of Megalops cyprinoides (Indo-Pacific tarpon), 2526 nucleotides long. RefSeq names its product solute carrier family 31 member 1 (gene slc31a1). Gene Ontology annotation, molecular function: copper ion transmembrane transporter activity. Bases 199 to 786 code for a protein of 195 amino acids. The transcript is spliced from 5 exons. The record is from RefSeq and is a predicted model, not a curated record. Gene Ontology annotation, cellular component: membrane. NCBI's taxonomy places the organism in Eukaryota, Metazoa, Chordata, Actinopteri, Elopiformes, Megalopidae. Gene Ontology annotation, biological process: copper ion transmembrane transport.